AAUAGAGAAAUCUAGUUGUGCACAAUGGCCUAGUAGUGAGAAUAGGAUAUCUGGUUAAGUCUUUCAGGUCAAAAGAGAAGCAUCUCAUCAUAUGAAUUUCUACAGAGUUUUGGCUUCUUAUUAACUCAGAUCUUCAAUUUGUAUAUUAUUUUCUUUGCUAACUACUUUCUGUGCCUUUCGAUUUUCGUGUCAGAUUCCAAAUACGUCCAAACUUAAUUUGCCGUUUUCCACACUGAUUUGGAACACGAUGCUGUGGUUUUCCAGUAACUAGAUAUUAUAAAAUUAAACUUUCUUACUUAAUCUUAUUUAGCACCCCCAUAAAUAUCCAUUUAAGAUACCCCUCAAGUUGACCUUUUUAUGGUUUUGUUGUGUCAUAAAUCUGUCUUAAUCUCUUCGUAUCUCCUUGUUUCAAAUGAAUGUUUUAGCUUGAUCAAUAUAUAUACUUGCAUAUAAAGAUCAGUUUAUUUAUGUUGAUAAUUAAUAAUAUAUAUGUCAGAUAUAUAGGCCUGCUUUUCUUUGUAAAGGAGAGCUUGGCCAGAAAAGCAAGUAUGCAAAAUUUGUUAAAGAGCAGAGGUCCUCCUGCUUAUUUAUUAUUCCCAUUUCUGUGAUCCUAUCGCUCUGUGAAUAGACAAUUCAAUAUACCAUGAGUAGUACUAUUCUCUGCUUCUUCUUCUUCCUCUUCUUAUCACUUUCCUUUUUCAAUGUUUAUUGUGAUGGAGCAAGUGAAACAAAGCUAAACACUUCAUUUCGAGACAACCCAUUUACAUCAAAAGCAUCACUGAUCCGUUACUGGAACACCCACAUUUCCAGCGACCUUCCUAAACCGCCACCAUUUCUUCUCUCAAAAGCUUCUCCACUAAACGUCAUUGAUUUAGCGAAACUCACCAAAGUUGCCACUGAAAACUCUCUAUCUUUGCACCUUGAUGCCUUUUGUUCCUUAGCCAAUUUGAUAUGCUCAUUUGACUCACAAGCAUAUACAUUCAAACAUACCAGCCAAGACGCUAACUUUGCAGUUUAUACCAGUAGGAACUUUGUAAACUAUGGCAGCGGACGACUCGGCGGAGUCGACUCGUUUAAGAAUUACUCAGAAGGGAUAAACCAGCCCAAUGACUCGUUCAAGAAAUACAGUAAAGAUGGAACUGGACAUAGUGAGGACUUCACCAGCUAUGGUAAAGACGGUAACAUUGCCAAUGAGAACUUCGCCGGGUAUGGUCCAGGAGCCAACGGUGGCUCAGGUCAGUUCACGAGCUACGCAGCCCAAGUCAAUGUCCCCAACCUACGGUUCACAAGCUAUGACUCGGAUGACAACAACCACAAACUCAAAUUCACAAGCUAUAGCGAUGAAACAAAUUCCGGAGCUGAAACAUUUAUCAGCUAUGGGAAGAAUGGAAAUGCUGGUCCAACUGAUUUCACUGGCUACGGUGUAAACUCAAACACGGUGGGGUCGGGUUUUACAGGCUAUGGUGAGUCAGGAAAUGCACCGAAUGACACAUUUACAAGUUAUGGUGACUCAGGAAACAACCCACAUAACACAUUUAAGAGUUAUGGGCUCGGUUCAAACUCGGGGGUCAGUAGCUUUUCAAGUUAUAGAGAUAGUGCCAAUGUUGGUGAUGACUCUUUUCAAUCUUACGCCAGAAAUGCAAAUUCAGGUAAAGCGAAUUUCGCAAAUUAUGGGAAAACAUUCAACCUAGGAAAUGAUACAUUCAAAGAAUAUGGUAUAGGAUCAAAGGGUCUAACUAGGGUUGGGUUCAAAAGCUAUGGCUUGGACCGUUCAUUCAAGGGCUAUGCUAAGAAUGUUGCCACAUUUUCUGGUUAUAGCAACACAGGUGGCUCUUCACGUCAGAGUGGCAAUCUUGCGAAAAGAUGGGUUGAACCAGGUAAAUUUUUCAGGGAAGCCAUGCUGAAGCAGGGGAAUGUCAUGGCAAUGCCCGACAUAAGGGAUAAAAUGCCAAAAAGGUCAUUUUUGCCGCGACCGAUUUUGUCUAAAUUACCAUUUUCAACUUCAGAGUUACCCCGGUUGAAGGAAAUAUUCAAGGUAAAAGACAACUCGAGCACAGAGGCGGUGAUGGUGAGCUCACUGGCAGAGUGCGAGAGGGCUCCGAGCCAGGGUGAGACCAAACGGUGCGUGGGCUCAAUGGAAGACAUGAUAGACUUUGCCACGUCAGUGUUGGGUCAAAAGGUUGUGGCUAGGACAACAGAGAGUGUGAAUGGUUCAAAGCAAAGAGUGAUGAUGGGCUCAGUGAGAGGAAUCAACACUGGGAAAGUGACCAAAUCAGUGUCUUGUCAUCAGAGUUUGUACCCCUAUCUUCUGUAUUAUUGUCAUUCUGUGCCCAAGGUUAGGGUUUACGAGGUUGACAUACUUGAUGCGGAGAGCAAAGAGAAGAUUAAUCAUGGUGUUGCCAUUUGUCAUAUUGACACAUCAGCUUGGAGCCCGACGCACGGGGCCUUUGUGGCACUUGGCUCCAGCCCGGGUCAGAUUGAAGUCUGCCACUGGAUCUUCGAAAACGAUCUGACUUGGACCAUUGCAGAUUGAUCCAGGACUAGUGCCUUCAUUUUCAUUUAUUGUAUUAGCCAUAUGUGCUUAUAAAUUCAUGUUUGUCAUUGAGUGGACGAAGUUGAAUUCUUUCUUUCAGCUUCCUAUUUGGCUUGUGAUUGUCAUGGAGCUUUCUGAUAACUUAUUGAUAGUUUAUUCCAA
This is a messenger RNA of Mangifera indica (mango), 2695 nucleotides long. RefSeq names its product polygalacturonase 1 beta-like protein 2. Bases 644 to 2533 code for a protein of 629 amino acids. The transcript is spliced from 2 exons. The record is from RefSeq and is a predicted model, not a curated record. NCBI's taxonomy places the organism in Eukaryota, Viridiplantae, Streptophyta, Magnoliopsida, Sapindales, Anacardiaceae.